AUGAGGCCUACAGACUUGCUUAGGGUUCUGAACAAACAGUUUCUUGGACUUGCUGGUGACACUGCAAAUGUUGUUGCUAAGAAGCUGACGUCGCCUCCUCCUCUUCUUGUGUCCCGCAAACCAGCAUUUAUAGAUGCAUUUCUGUACAAGAUGAAAAAGAAUCCAGAACUUCUGAAGAAUAAAUCCAUUUGGUCACGGAGAUCCACUAUCUUACCAGAAUUCGUUGAUUCCCAAGUCAAGAUUUACAAUGGGAAAACCAUGAUUCGUUGUAAGAUCACCGAGGGAAAAGUCGGUCAUAAGUUUGGCGAGUUUGCUCUUACCAGGAAACGCAAAUCUAGAGACCAACCUAAUGCCAAAGUGAAACAACUCAAGAAAAAGAAGUGA
Molecule: messenger RNA, 384 nt
Organism: Lathyrus sativus (Indian pea)
Lineage: Eukaryota; Viridiplantae; Streptophyta; Magnoliopsida; Fabales; Fabaceae
Source: the annotation of a GenBank genome assembly